Molecule: messenger RNA, 3288 nt
Organism: Clarias gariepinus (North African catfish)
Lineage: Eukaryota; Metazoa; Chordata; Actinopteri; Siluriformes; Clariidae
Gene: oat
Product: ornithine aminotransferase
Exons: 10
Coding region: 91-1419 (442 amino acids)
Cellular component (GO): cytoplasm
Molecular function (GO): L-ornithine transaminase activity; identical protein binding; pyridoxal phosphate binding
Source: RefSeq, a predicted model, not a curated record
CUCAGCUGUGUGCGUGACUAAGGGUGUGUGAGGGGCCGAGCCGACGCAACCUAUCAGCGGUCAGCUUAGCAAGGCAUUCGAGGUACCACGAUGAAGUGCAUGCUGACCCCCCUGAGCCGCUGGGCCACGCCCACCCUCAGCCGCGCCGUUCAUUCCGGGAUGCGCUCGUCCUCGACGGCGGCGUCUCGCACUAAACGCGACGAGAGGCCGCUCUCAUCUGAGGAGGUUUUCUCCAGAGAGGCGCGAUACGGCGCUCACAACUACCACCCGCUCCCUGUCGCCCUGAGCAGAGGACAGGGAGUUCACGUGUGGGAUGUUGAAGGCCGUCGAUAUUUCGACUUCCUGAGCGCGUACAGCUCCGUAAAUCAGGGUCACUGCCACCCGAAAAUCGUGGCCGCUCUGACCGGACAGGCCUCCAGACUCUCACUGACCUCCAGAGCCUUCUACACUGACGUGCUGGGGGAGUACGAGGAGUACGUCACCUCUCUGUUCGGCUACAACAAAGUCCUGCCUAUGAACACGGGUGUUGAAGCCGGAGAGACGGCAUGUAAGCUGGCACGCAAGUGGGCGUAUAAUGUGAAGGGCGUUCCGCGGUACCAGGCCAAGAUCGUCUUCGCGGAGGGGAAUUUCUGGGGUCGUACCUUGGCAGCCAUUUCCGCCUCGACUGACCCCAGCAGCUACGACGGGUUUGGACCGUUCAUGCCCGGGUUCGAGCUUGUGCCCUACAACGACAUCCCGGCUCUGGAGAAAGCUCUUCAGGACCCUAACGUUGCUGCGUUCAUGGUGGAGCCCAUCCAGGGGGAAGCGGGCGUUGUGAUACCUGACGCAGGCUAUCUGCGCAAAGUGCGCGAACUCUGCACCAAAAACAAUGUUUUGUUUAUCGCAGACGAGGUGCAGACGGGCUUGGCUCGUACGGGACGCAGGCUGGCUGUAGACCAUGAGGACGUGCGGCCGGACCUGGUGUUGUUGGGAAAAGCUCUGUCUGGAGGGAUGUACCCUGUGUCUGCAGUGCUGUGUGAUGAUGAGGUGAUGCUGACGAUUAAACCAGGUGAGCACGGCUCCACCUACGGAGGAAACCCCCUCGCCUGCAGAGUCGCCAUCACCGCCCUACAGGUGUUGGAGGAGGAGAAGCUGGCGGAGAACGCGGCAAAAAUGGGGAAGAUUUUGAGGGCGGAGCUCGACAAGCUGCCCAAAGAGGUCGUCGCACUGGUGCGAGGGAAGGGUCUCCUCAACGCCCUGGUCAUCAAGGAGACUAAAGAUUACGACGCCUGGCGAGUGUGCUUGCGUCUCCGUGACAACGGGCUGUUAGCCAAGCCCACUCACGGCCACAUCAUCAGGCUGGCCCCGCCCCUCACUAUCAAGGAAGACGAGAUCAGGGAGUGCGCGGAGGUCAUCCAGAGGACCAUCCUGUCCUUUUAAAAGUCUCGCGAUCGGCGAUUCAAAAAUCACGGUUAAUUCUGAAACCCCAUGAGUAACAGACGAGUGUUUAAACUGAGGACGUGUAUAAAUGUGUGUGUGUGUGUGUGUGUGUGUGGGAGGGGCUGUUUAUUUUAGGCUGAGCCUAGUUCUGACCUCAGACUUUUUUUUUCCAUGUAAAAAAGGACUUUGUUUAGUCUAGGACUAAUGUAGAGAUCAAAGAAAUGUUUUACUGAGCAUGAAAGUGCUGGUUAUUUUACUUUCUGUUGAAAAAUCAAAACAUAAGCAUUGAUUAGGAUAAACUGUGAUUAGAAAAAAUCUGAAAUGUUAAUGUCCGCUUUAUCACACCGAGUCGGGUGUCAUAAAGCGAAUGAACAGCAGAUAUGCUAAUGCAAGUGAUUAGCCUCCGGAUUAGCAUCCUGUAUAAAAGCGCGCGAUCUUAGCCGCUCGGCCUCGUAGUGCUAAAGCUGAAAAAGCAAAUGUGAUCCAGUGCUCGCUCGUAUCUCACGUUGGCUUAAAACGUGUUUUACUUCACACAUUGGAACAAACGGCAAUGAAGGAAUCCAACUGAAGAUCUUCUAGAGUCCUGAACUAAAGUAACGAUUAGGAUCAAACCGUUUCGUCUGAAUAAGCUGGCUAGGGUUUUGCACAGAACUGCUAAUGAAGAACUGUAUUUACUGCUCCGAGAGGAGAGUUUGUUAGGAACUGACAACGCUUUAGAAAAAAAAAACAAUCAGCUUUCGCUUAGUCUUGUCGAAAAAGACUUUGUUUUUGUUUGUUUGUUUGUUUUUGUAACCAAAACUCUUAGUUUUAUUUACAAAAAAAAAAAAUCAGCUAAAUCUGCAGAUCGUUUUAUUUUUUUAGGCUGUAAAAAAAAUUUCACAAAUUGGUUAAUGUUGCGUCCGCUGGGUAUCGUCACUCCCGGACAUUUAGAAAAGAACGUCACGUUCCCGUCUUUAAUGUCUAAUGAGAAUUAUAAUCAUUAUUCAGCUCAGAUCUGCACCGCGUUCACCUUUUACCCAGCGUGGCUCUCGUAGCUAACAAACGACAGAAGCCUCGGGUUUGACCCACCUUUGGACUUUAUUGCUGCAGCGACGUCGUGUCCCGCAGGAAGGUUUCUAGUAACGAGUCGUCAGUGUGAGUCUCCGCCUCCUGGAGCUAAAAGUCACUCAACGAGACGUCCGUAUACUCCUGUAGACUUCAAACGUCUCUCUCUCUCUCUAGAGGGCGGAGCCAAUAAUUUAAUAAUUAAUCAAUAGUUUUAAAGACUUUCAGAGUUCUCUGUGUUUGUUUGCAUAUUUAAGCCACAUGACACGCCCACACUUUAAAAGAUGAACUGUUACAUGGUUGUCUUGCCGGAGUGGGCGGAGUCAGUCACAGGGGCACACUGAUGACAUCAGACGGGUGUGGACAAUCAAAAAAAAAAAUGGUGGUGCGGUAAAACGGUUCGAGAGCUGCGUGAGGGGAGACCGGUGUUGUUUUUGUGUCGUUUCUGAUUCUAAUUUUCAUACGUUUUUAGGAUAAAAACCUGACACACACACACACACAACACGUAUGCACGCGUCACCUGGAGGUUUAAAAAUCUCACAGUAAUGUUACAAACCUUCUGAUGAUUUGGAAGGACGGUCAAGUUAAAUCACGUUACUGAGAACGGUACGGUACUGCACUAUAAUUUAUACUGCUGAUGGAAUGUGUGUAAAGUGGGCGCUAUGCUGGAGUGUGUGUGUGUGUGUGUGUGUGUGUGUGUGUGUAUCGCUGAGUUGUAUGUAUUACCACUUGAAUGCUGUUCGAAAAUGAAUCAGUGUGAAAUUUAAAUCUAGUUUAAAGUUAAAAUGCCCUGUUCUUGGAAAAAUAAAGCAGAUUAUUGAGAAA